This is a messenger RNA of Syngnathoides biaculeatus (alligator pipefish), 4416 nucleotides long. Its product is annotated as signal transducer and activator of transcription 5B-like. NCBI's taxonomy places the organism in Eukaryota, Metazoa, Chordata, Actinopteri, Syngnathiformes, Syngnathidae. The transcript is spliced from 20 exons. Gene Ontology annotation, biological process: defense response; response to peptide hormone; cell surface receptor signaling pathway via JAK-STAT. The record is from RefSeq and is a predicted model, not a curated record. Gene Ontology annotation, molecular function: RNA polymerase II cis-regulatory region sequence-specific DNA binding; DNA-binding transcription factor activity, RNA polymerase II-specific. Bases 938 to 3337 code for a protein of 799 amino acids.
AUGCGUGGGUUUUCUCCGGGCACUCCGGUUAUCUCUAACAUCCCAAAAUCGUGCAUUCAUUGGGGAAAUUCCCCUUGGAGUGAUUGUGAGUGUGACUGUCUCUAUGUGCCCUGCGAUUGCCUGCCAACCAGUUCAGAAUGUACCCCGCCGCCUGUCCAAUGACAGCUGGGAUUGGCUCCAGCUCCCCCGCGACUCUCGUGAGGAUAAGCGACUCAGAAAAUGGAUGAUUGGUUGGCUUGACACAUUCAAUAUGGCGGACACAUUUAAGUAUCAUAGCCCACACCUGUAGACGGAGCACUGUCAGCGUUGAAGCAGGAAAAAAAUCUGGUCGGACUGCAACAACUAUCCAUCCAUCCACUUUCUUCACUGCUUAUCCUCACGAGGGUUGCGGGGUGUGCUGGAGGCUAUCAGGACGGGCAGGAGGCGGGGUACACCCUGAACUGGUUGCCAGCCAAUCGCAGGGCACAUUGAGACAAACAGCCGCACUCACAUUCACAGCUAGCGGCAAUUUCGAGUGUCCAAUUAAUGUUCCAUGUUUUUGGAAAGUGGGAGGAAACCGGAUUACCCGGAGGAAACCCACGCAGACACGGGGAGAACAUGCAAACUUCACACAAGCGUGUCAGGGAUUGAACCGGGACAUCAGAACUGUGAAGCCAACGCUUUACAAGCUGCUCACCGUGCCGCCGUGCAACAACUAGAGAGCAUAUUUUUUUGUCAGAAAGUCAAAUGUAAACAUAAACCAUUAAUAAUUUUGGUGAAGCUAAGAAAGAGCUAAUGCAUUCUAUUUUGAAAGAUGGAAAAGGAAGCUUGACAGCUUGUUCCUGCAACAGCUGGUUUUGCAGAAUGGAGUGCCUACGUCAAACAUUGUGACGUUUAGAAGUUGUUUUUGCGUGUUGGACUGUCUGUGAGCUGUUCUGCUGCCUUUAAAAGGAGCACCAUGUCCAUGUGGAUCCAAGCCCAGCAGCUGCAGGGUGAUGCUUUACAUCAGAUGCAGGCACUGUAUGGCCAGCACUUUCCUAUUGAGGUGCGGCACUACUUGGCCCAGUGGAUUGAGAGCCAAUUAUGGGAUUCAGUGGAGUUGGGCAACCCAGCAGAAGAAGCCAAAGCCAAGCAUCUUCUAGAUAACCUGGUGGCAGAGCUUCAGAAGAAAGCCCAGGUUCAGGGGGGAGAGGAUGGCUUUCUUCUUAAGAUCAAGCUGGGACACUAUGCAAACCAGCUAAAGAGCACAUAUGACCGCUGUCCUUUGGAGCUAGUGCGCUGCAUCAAACACAUCCUGUGUUCCGAACAGCGACUGGUUCAAGAAGCUUCAAAUGCAAAUUGUAUAAGUGGGGGGCAGGCCAUAGACAGUCUCUCCCAGCGCCAUCAGCAGAUCAAUCAGGCCUUCGAGGAACUCCGAUUAGCCACACAGGAGACUGAGAAUGAACUGAGAAAGUUGCAACACAGCCAAGAGUACUUCAUCAUCCAGUACCAAGAGAACCUGCGCCUUCAGGCCCAGCUGAGCAGUCUGAACUCCCUGCCUCCAACUGAACGCACCCAACGGGAAACCACGCUGCAAAGCAAGAGGGCCACUGUGGAGGCCUGGCUCGCCAGAGAGGCCAGCACAUUACAGAAAUACAGGCUUGACCUGUCAGAACAACAUCAAAAGACCCUGGCCCUUCUGAGGAAACAGCAAACUUUGAUUCUUGAUGAGGAGCUCAUUCAGUGGAAGAGGAGGCAGCAGUUAGCUGGCAACGGAGGUCCUCAUGAGGGAGGACUAGAUAUUCUCCAGUCCUGGUGUGAAAAGCUGGCUGAUCUGAUCUGGACAAAUCGGCAGCAGAUUCGACGCUGUGAGCAUCUUACUCAACAGCUUCCUCUUCCAGGUCCCAUGGAAGAUCUACUGAACAAACUCAAUACGGACAUAACUGAUAUCAUCUCAGCCUUGGUCACGAGCACCUUCAUCAUUGAAAAGCAACCACCCCAAGUGUUACGAACCCACACCAAGUUUGCAGCAACAGUGCGACUUCUGGUGGGAGGAAAGCUCAAUGUCCACAUGAAUCCACCUCAAGUAAAGGCUGUGAUUGUUAGUGAGCAACAGGCCAAAGCUCUACUCAAAAAUGAAAGUACACACAGUGAAAGCAGUGGUGAAAUCCUGAACAACAACUGUGUGAUGGAGUAUCACCAGGCCACAAGCACUCUCAGUGCAAACUUCAGAAAUAUGUCUCUGAAGCGAAUCAAGCGUUCGGACCGUCGAGGUGCAGAGUCUGUGACUGAGGAAAAGUUCACAGUUCUGUUUGAAUCACAGUUCAGCAUUGGAAGCAAUGAGCUGGUCUUCCAUGUUAAAACUUUAUCACUACCUGUAGUAGUGAUCGUCCAUGGUAGUCAGGACAACAAUGCCACAGCAACAGUACUUUGGGACAAUGCCUUCGCCGAACCAGGUCGGGUUCCAUUCAUUGUACCAGACAAGGUACUCUGGACCCAGCUGUGUGAGGCCCUUGAUAUGAAGUACAAGGCUGAGAUGCACAGUGGCCGUGGCCUGUCAGAGAAUAACCUGGUCUUCCUGGCACAGAAAGCUUUCACAAGUACAAGUAACAACCAAGAGGAAUACCGUAACAUGACCAUAUCUUGGGCCCAGUUCAACAGGGAGAGCCUACCAGGACGCAACUUCACCUUUUGGCAGUGGUUCGAUGGAGUCAUGGAACUUAUGAAGAAACAUCUCAAGCCUCACUGGAAUGAUGGGGCAAUCUUGGGUUUUGUUAACAAACAGCAGGCACAAGAUAUGCUUAUGUCCAAACCCAACGGGACAUUUCUCCUCCGAUUCAGUGACUCUGAAAUUGGUGGCAUAACCAUUGCCUGGGUGGCAGAGAAUCCCAACAAAGCAGGUGAAAGGCUGGUAUGGAAUCUGUUGCCUUAUACCUCCAAGGAUUUCUCCAUUCGCUCCUUAGCUGAUCGUAUCAGUGAUCUGAACCAUCUCCUGUUUCUCUAUCCUGACCGACCCAAAGAUGAGGUCUUCGCCAAGUACUACACGCCACCACUUUCAAAAGCAGUGGAUGGCUACGUAAAACCACAGAUCAAACAAGUUGUGCCAGAAUUCACCACCCCAAAUCCUGAACCCAGCGGAACAACUCCCACAUUCAUGGACCAGUCGGCUUCUCCCUCUGUGGUCAACCCCAACACGUUUCCUGUCUACCACGCGAUGGUGUCCGGGCUCUCCCCUAGAGAUAGGGUGAGAAGCUUAGUCAUCUGGGAGGGGCUGUGUGUCGAGCUGCUACUCCUCCGCAUUGAGAGGAGCCUGAAGAGGUGGCUGGAGCAUCUGAUCCGGAUGCCUCCCGGACCCCUCCCUGGGGGGACACCAUGUUAGAUGCAGAGGGGGACUUUGACUUGGAGGACACCAUGGACGUCGCUCGACAUGUGGAAGAGCUACUCCGUCGGCCUUUGGUCAGCCAGUGGAGCAGCCAGCAGUCCUGAAUGGGCCACAUCAUUUCCGCUGCCUCACUCCGUUAAGAUCACAGAAGCAUCUUCAUGUACUGGACUUGUGGAAGAUAACAGUCAGGUAUUUAACAGCCACCCACUUGCCUCUGUAUGUUUGGCAGGAGAGAAAAUCUGACGAUGUGUCGGCGCUAUUCAAGAGCGCCCACGGGUCAGUCUUCUCCCACUCAACAGGUUUCUUCCAGCUGGAGAAUACCAUAGGUGCCUUUAAACGGGCUUUUUCUACACAGCUGAAACAUUGGGCAGGUUAUGAUGUCAGCAUCCCAUUCACGUGUCUAACAGGACUUUAUGUCGAGGACAGUUUAAAGCGUGUGGCUAACAGUUUGACUUAAAGGAUUCAACUUCUGUCAGUAUUUUUGAUCAAAAUCUAGAAAGUACACACUGAUGUAAACAUACUGUAUGUAACUGAAGAGAUGCCAAGGAAGCAAGAUGUCGUCCAUCCUUAAUUUACACACUUGUUCGUAUCCUCAUUCGGGUCACAUCUCGGCCGACUUUUGGCGAGAGGUGUGGUACAGCUUGGAGUGUUUGUCAACCAAUUGCAGGACACAAAUAUUCAUACCUAAAGACUAUUUAGUUUUUAAUCAAAGAAGCAUAUUUUUGGAAUGUUGGAAGAAACCAGAUUUGUCAGCGAAAACUGACACAAGCAUGGGAGAAAACAAGCAAAUUCCACAAAGAAAUGCAGGAGUCCAGAUUUAAAUUGUAAGGCAGAGGUGCUCACCACUCAGGAAAGGGAAUUACCAGUUUUUAUUUUAAAAUAUGACUCAUUCUCACAGAGUAGUACAGAAUUAUAAGUGACAAUACAAUUCUGUAUUUAGAGAAAUGUAAUCUCAUUCAAAGUGUAUUGGGAAUAUUUCAAUUUGUUGUAAUGAGAUCGAGUCACUAUUGAACAAGUACUUUUUUAACUAUAUGUAUAUAAUGCAUUUACAUCCAAAGUACAUUUUACAUAAAAUU